This is a messenger RNA of Plasmodium fragile, 867 nucleotides long. RefSeq lists its product as uncharacterized. Gene Ontology annotation, biological process: positive regulation of mRNA splicing, via spliceosome. The coding region runs from base 1 to 867 and encodes 288 amino acids. The transcript has 6 exons. The record is from RefSeq and is a predicted model, not a curated record. Gene Ontology annotation, cellular component: spliceosomal complex. Lineage: Eukaryota; Apicomplexa; Aconoidasida; Haemosporida; Plasmodiidae. Gene Ontology annotation, molecular function: RNA binding.
AUGAGUUAUAAAGAUGAUAGAAGGCACUCUGAAGAGCGCGAUCAUGAACGGGACUAUGACAGGGACUAUAACCGAGACUAUGACCGGGAUCAUGACCGGGAUCAUGACCGGGAUCAUGACCGAGACCGUGACAGGGACCACGACAGGGACCACGAAAUGGAUCACAAGAAUGAUGGAACAACCCUGUAUGUGUCAAACCUAAGCUCAAAAAUAACGACAUCCAGACUGCAAGACAUAUUUGAAGAGUACGGGACGAUAGAAAAGUGUUACGUCAUAAGCAACCCCAUCACCAGAGAAUCCCGCAACUUUGGAUUUGUAACUUUCAACAAUCCCGAUGACGCGAAUAACGCCAUGAUCAAGGCCAACAAAAUGGACAUUGAAGGACGUAUUAUUAACGUAGAAAUAGCCAAGCGAAACGAGCCACACGAUCCAACCCCAGGAGAGUACAAGGGAAUUCAAAAUAUGAUGAAAAGAAACGGAAUGAGGUACGAUUUUUAUGGCAGAAGAUACGACAGACCAUUUGACAGAAGAAGAUACGACUCAAGAAGGCCUUACCCAUACUACCGAGACCACGGCCAAGGUUUCGGCUACCAUCGCAAUAACGGGUACAGACCUUACGACAGAUAUGGAAGGAAUGCAUAUGAUGACCAUCGACCUUACGAUCGAAGAUCCAUAGAUGAUAAGUACUACAAGAGAAAUGAUUAUUACAAAAGAAAUCCCAGGAAUAGUCAUGAUGAGAGGGAUCACUCCAGGGAUGAUAGUAGAAGAAAGAAACGAUAUGAACGAACUAGAAAGUCAACUAGUAUUUCCAAUAACGAGAGGAGACACUACAGGAAUAAUUCUUCCGUAGAAAGGUUAGACCAUUAA